GCCCCUUCCGCCCCGCGCGCGGCGACACUUCCGCCCAUUCAUCGCUGUCGAGGGCGGCCGCUUCCUAGCACCAGAGGCGGCGCGGCCUGCUCGGUGGAGGCCUCCGCACCGCCCGCGCCUCGGGGCCUGCCCGCCUCGGGCCUCUCCUCUCCCUGCGGGGCGGCCGCCGCUCCCUUCCGAGGGCCGCCCGGCCACAGCGCCUGCCUCCCGCCGCCAUGAAGCUCGUCAGGUUUCUAAUGAAGCUGAGCCAUGAGACUGUGACCAUUGAACUGAAGAAUGGGACACAGGUGCAUGGAACUAUCACAGGAGUGGAUGUCAGCAUGAAUACGCAUCUCAAAGCAGUGAAAAUGACGCUGAAGAACAGAGAACCUGUACAGCUGGAGACGCUGAGUAUUCGAGGGAAUAACAUCCGAUACUUCAUUCUGCCAGACAGUUUGCCUCUGGAUACUUUGCUAGUGGAUGUGGAACCAAAAGUGAAAUCCAAGAAAAGAGAAGCAGUUGCUGGAAGAGGCCGUGGCAGAGGCCGUGGCAGAGGCCGAGGUCGUGGAAGAGGAAGAGGGGGCCCAAGACGAUAACUUCUCACCACGCAACUGCUACCAAACUCUGGGCAAUUUCGCAUAUUUUUUUGUACAGGUCUUGUUUAUGGUAUCCAUUUUUAAUAAACUGAAAUCUGAAGAA
Columba livia (rock pigeon) is the source of this 678-nucleotide messenger RNA. It is a transcript of the gene SNRPD1, whose product is annotated as small nuclear ribonucleoprotein D1 polypeptide. Gene Ontology annotation, biological process: RNA processing; spliceosomal snRNP assembly. Gene Ontology annotation, molecular function: RNA binding. Gene Ontology annotation, cellular component: precatalytic spliceosome; catalytic step 2 spliceosome; U4 snRNP. Lineage: Eukaryota; Metazoa; Chordata; Aves; Columbiformes; Columbidae. The record is from RefSeq and is a predicted model, not a curated record. The transcript is spliced from 4 exons. The coding region runs from base 216 to 575 and encodes 119 amino acids.